This is a messenger RNA of Tigriopus californicus, 1878 nucleotides long. RefSeq names its product myosin light chain kinase A-like. The record is from RefSeq and is a predicted model, not a curated record. Gene Ontology annotation, molecular function: protein kinase activity; ATP binding; protein binding. NCBI's taxonomy places the organism in Eukaryota, Metazoa, Arthropoda, Copepoda, Harpacticoida, Harpacticidae. Gene Ontology annotation, biological process: protein phosphorylation.
GUGUACGGAUAUUUGUUGCCUUACAAGCCCAAGGGUCCCAUGAUCGAGCUGGUAUUGGAGUCCUUUACCGUGGGUCGAAGUGUGAAGGCCAACCAUCGGAUCCUCCCCCAGACUGGUCAGGUGCGUUUCAAGCACUUUGAUGCCAUUUCCAAGGUCCAAUUCGCGCUCAUUAAGGACAAGAUCGGCGUGUUCUUAGAGGAUCGCAGCUCCAAUGGCACCUAUGUUAACCGCACCUUGGUGGGCAGGUCCAAACGUGUUCUAUUAAGUCACAACGAUAAAAUUGGCGUGACUGAACCCAAGGCCAUUCACUUCAUCUACAUGCACUCCAAUCAGGACCAAUAUCCGAUCGAAUUGACUCAAAAAUAUACCGUGGCCCAAGAACUAGGUAAAGGGGCUUGUGGUACCGUCAUGUUAGGGGUGAGGAAAGAAGAUUCCACUCAAGUGGCCAUUAAGAUCAUCAAGAAGAAAGAGGUGGCCCUUUUGCCCAGUUCCAACAAAGGCAACGUCCUCAACGAGGUUAAAAUGCUGCGAGCCAUUGAGCAUCCCUGUGUGAUACGCUUGGAGGACGCCAUCGAAACCCCGGACACGCUCUACAUCAUUCUAGAGUUGGCCGAUGGGGGUGAGCUCUUCGAUAAGAUCAUUGAAAAGACUCGGUUCCAAGAAAACGAGGCCAAACUGUAUUUCUACCAAAUUGUGUCAGCCGUCGAGUUCAUGCACUCGAAAAACAUUGCCCAUCGAGAUCUCAAACCUGAAAACAUUCUCUUGGUGUCGGAUGAUGAAUCUCGACCUUUGAUCAAGAUCACAGAUCUGGGCCUAUCCAAGUUCGUAGACUUUACCACCCAUCUCAAGACCUUUUGCGGCACACCCCAGUACCUGGCCCCGGAAGUGCUCUUUUCCCGUGUCCGAGGAAGCGGAAUAUACGAUCACAAAGUGGAUAUGUGGUCUCUGGGUGUCAUUUUAUACAUUCUUCUCUGCGGUUGUCCGCCAUUCAAUCCGAUGCACCCGAAGAAAUCUCUGGUUCAGCAGGUCACCGAUGGUGACUAUUCGUUUCCCGAGUCCCAAUGGGCAUCAAUUUCACCUGAGGCCAUUGAUUUAGUCACCCAGCUCAUGACGGUGGACCCAAAGAAGCGAUUGGGUGCUGCUGAAGCUCUGGUUCAUCCCUGGCUAGCCGAUAAAGAAAUUCAGCUCAAAGCUGAAGCGUUGAUGAGACCCAACGUGAACCGCGAGCCAGCAACCUCGAUUGCCUCGAAAACUCGUAGUGGAGUGUCUGCCCUGUUCAAACGACCCGCCGAAGAGGCCAAUGGUGGGCAACAAUGCAAGAGAACCAAGCAGUAGCUUAUGAAGCCCUGUCACUUACACUCACUGAUGAACAACUAGCUACCUGAGGAUCCGGAUUCACGCCAGUUCGAAUUUGUUCCCAAUGCCGUCCUAAAGCCUUUCUGAAUUUCAGAUCAAGAUGAAAGAGAAAAUUAUAUCGUUAACUUCUAAGCCCGAAGAAAUCCAGAGGUGUAUUGUCCGGAAAUUUAUAUCAAUUCGUUUGAAUGCAUUCACACAACUGCCUGGUAGACUUGCUCUUAACAUGGAAUUGAAGUAAGGAAUGAGAGACGAUGUGACGAUAUGAUCCAAGUUAGGUUUCUAAAUGCUUGAUAAUGGCAUUCACGAAUUCUUUCGUGGUAGUGUGACCUCCAACGUCCUUGGUUUUGUGCUUGCCACUACGCAACACACGAUCCACCGCGGAUUUGAUCAUCUGGCUGUGGAAUGGUAGAUUCAGAUGGCUCAACAAAUUGGCUGAAGCGUAGAGCAUGCCCGUGGGGUUGGCCAGGUUCUUACCCGCCGCCAACGAGAACAUGUGCCGCGUUGCGGGCUCAAAGCAAGCAA